AAUCAAGCUGGGCAUGAAGCCGGUAGCUCUGAUAUGGGCUGCUCUGCGCGGCGGGUUGGUGGUGGCUCCCUGUGUCCGUGUAGCUGGCGCUGGCCGGGAACACUAAAACUGACAGAAACGUGUUGAGCCGUUUUCUGUGAGAAGCUGCUGCGAGGCCGCGCUAACGCGCUCUUCUAACAAAAUAAAUCAGCAGUACAGUAGGCUGUCUAAAAACACGGCACGGGUAAUCCUGUCAAAUGCGACCUGAGCAGGUCCUGCCAUUAACUCAGCCUUCGGAGGGUUGUGUCUCAAUCAGUUAAUAACAUAAGCACCUUCGCAGCCGGGAGCCAUGGCGGCGCGGCCCGGCGCAGCUCUCGCCCGGCCGAACACUCGGCCCGCUGCCCCUUGAGCGGCUCACGCCCGCCGAAGCCGCCCCGCACCGACACCCCGCCAGCCGGCCCGUCCCGCGUGGGCACCGCCGCGGCCCCACCCCCGGGGCGGGGGACACGGAGCGCGCAGCCCGCGCUGCGCCCGCCCUCCCGCCGCCCGGCCCGGCCCGGCCCUGCCCGCGGGGCGGGAGCAGCGAGCGCGGCGCCCGGGGCGGGCGGCGGGGCCGGGAUGCUGCCGGACGGUGACGAGCGGGAGCUGGAGAGCAGCGAGGAGGGCGGCGCGGCGGGCGAGGAGCGGCGGCCGGAGCGCCACGGCAGCACCUACCACAGCCUGUACGGCUACUGCAGACCCUGCGGGCGGGGAGCGGCUCCCGGCGAUGGCAGCGCGGCAGAGACACCGGCCGGCGACGACUUCAGCCUCUCCUUGCUGGACACUAACUUACCAGUUGAAGCGGAGACAGAAUUGCGCAGUUUUCUCGCUAAGCGUCUCACUAAAGGAGCCCUGUUUGAAGGAAUGGGGAAUGUAGUGUCAGUGGGGCUGAGCAUACCAGAAUAUAAAGUUGGUUGUUAUUACUGUCGUUUCCAACAAGAAAAUAUUCUAGAAAUGGCAACACUGGAAUCAGACGCCGGUGCUCCAGAAUAUGUGGUUUGUUUCUUAGGUGGCUCAGAGAAAGGUCUGGAACUAUUCAGACUUGAGUUGGACAAAUACAUUCAAAGUCUGAAGAUAAACCUUGAUUUGGAGCAAAAAACCUUGGAGACGUCUGUGAAGCCCCACUUGAGCAGCUGGUUUGAGAACGCCGUCUGCCCUAUUCAGAGGGUAGUGCAGCUCUUCCAGGAGAAACUCGCCUUUUUGUUACAUGCUGCUUUGAGUUACAUUCCCGUGGAAGUAAAAAACGCAGAUGAAAGAACAGAAAAAGACAUUAGCAGGUUUCUGGCAGCCGCCAGCCUCCAAGGGCUCGUUCAGGAGGGAACAAUGACGUCCUUGUGUAUCGCCAUGACCGAGGAACAGCACAAGUCAAUCAUUAUAGACUGCGCUGGACCUCAGCCUCAGUUGCAUAAUGCAGGAAGCAACAGAUUCUGCGAGGACUGGAUGCAUGCUUUUGUGAACGGUGCUGAGGGUGGAAAUCCGUUUCUCUUCCGGCAAAUUUUGGAAAACUUUAAAUUGAAGGCUAUACAGGACGUUAACAACCUGAAGAGGUUUAUCCGCCAGGCUGAAAUGAACCACUACGCCUUGUUCAAGUGUUACAUGUUUCUGAAGAACUGCGGCAGUGGAGACAUCCUUCUGAAGAUCGUUAAAGUAGAACAUGCAGAAAUGCCAGAAGCCAGAAACGUAGUGACCGUCCUUGAGGAAUUCAUGAGAGAAACAUCAGUGGCUUAAAAUUAUCUUAAUUAUUCUGUACUUGUUUGAGGGUAUUGUAUAAAUCAUUAAUUUCUUCUGUGCGGCUUGGUUACACUCUUGCAGGCAUUUUAAUUUAAAAAGUAUUACCUAAGUUAAAACUAAGUUGCAGUUUCAUCUGACUUUUCUCUUUUUUUGGAGAAAGUAGUAUGACCUUUUUUUAAUGUGUGAAUAUCAGAUCAUACAAAGUUCUGCAUAGUUGCCAGUGCUUCCCAGAUUCUCCAAAUGACUCGCUCCUUUUCUGAGGAAAUACUGACUUUUGGUUUUUACAGUCAUUGCACAAAAAAAACCAACCAAACAAAACCAACUCUGACCUGGUGAGCAUUUCAGUGUUUUAAAUAUUUUAAAUAUCUUUAAGAUUAUCACGUCUAAUCAUUAAGAUAUGGUUACUUUUGUUUUAAUGUAUAGAAAAGCACAAACAUGGAUAAAUCAUAGCAAAUGAAUUAAUAAUCUUUGUUUAAGAGAACAUAGGUAACAAGUCUGUAGCUAGUUUUCACAGUUUGUUCUUCUGGUACUAGAUAAAACCUUGUUAAUUGGUAUGAAACAACUACCUUAAGACUGACCAGAGUUUUAGGAAUGAGUUUGUAUUUGCAUUGUGAUCAAGACCACCUUUGUAUGUUCUUAAACCCAUUUUGCAUAACUGUAAAUAAUCGUAUGUUGUUCAAUCAUAGUGAAUUAAACCUGAAAUUUUAUAGAUUAAGUAUUACCUUUAAAUUAAUAGAAACUUCUUCAGAAAUUGAAGUGAAUUAAGUUUACAAGUUAAUUAUCCAGACUUUAAAACAUGAAUUCUUACCCACAUCAUAGGACAUUUAGGCAGCAGAAUACUUGAAGAAAAUCUUUGGCUACAGCUGGAAUCGAAACUCCCGAGACCUCUGAGUGACCACGUAAACGAGGACUGUUCUGCAAACUCCAUACAAGCUGAACUCCCUGUUGUUUUUAUUUUGGAGCAGCAGCAGAGGGUGUUUGAGCACCUGACAGGGCACGGAACAGCUUUUCCUGAAACAGCGACAAUCUUACUAACACUGUUCAGUUUGUUUGUUCUGCUGUACCCCGUGAUGACAAAGGCUGGAUGCUUUCCUGUGACACUACUGUGUUGAGCCUAUAAUAAGGUUUACAAUAAAACACAUUAAUAGUGUGUUACAUUCAAUUACAAAUUAACGUUGUCCUUGAUGUCUCCUCUUGAAAACCCUUUAUUCGCUGCUGCUAGUGUAACAUGCAGGAGGCCACAAGCAUCUUAUGGGCAGCAGAGGUGACACGUAACAUGGACAGGUCAGAAAAGAAAAUAAAAGUAGUUUGAAAGAAAACAAACCCUUUAUUCUCUCAUUUGCAGGAGCUCUGCGAAGUAACAAUGUUUUCCUUCAGACUUUUAUUCUUGAGUAAAGCAGCGCCACUCAAAAAUAUGUGAUGCAGACCUGCUCAAUUUUAUUUAAAAAGAAAAAAAAUUAAUGGAUUCCGCACUCAAAUAAUAUUGUUACAACAAAAAUAAACAGAAUGUACACAAUACAAAAAUAUUUGGAAAUACACCAUAGCAUCUUACCUUGCAAAUAUAUUUUUGUUUUACUAGCCCUUAACGGGAAAGUAUCAUUUGUUCAGUAUUUUAAGGCAGAAAAUUACAUUGUUUAGUGCUUUGUAUUUAACACUUGGAUGUGUUGUUAGCAUUAGCAGUGUAAGCAAAAGAAAAGCUGCAUAAAUCUAGCUUAUUUGCAAACUAGACAGACACCGUGGGGGAGUCAGGAGACGGUGACUAACAUAUCUAUUAAGCUCACUGGAAAUUAAGGUACUUUUGCUACUUAAAUCAGGCCUGGGGAAUAUUUUGUGCUCUGUGCUGUAAAGUACCCUGAAACACAAGUUUUCUGUACUACUACUGGCAUUUCAGGAAUACCUCAUUAGGAAGCUUUUUCCAAUUAAGAGCCAAUGAUUAAUGGCAACAUUAAAAACACAUUUACCUUUAAAAA
Molecule: messenger RNA, 3719 nt
Organism: Columba livia (rock pigeon)
Lineage: Eukaryota; Metazoa; Chordata; Aves; Columbiformes; Columbidae
Gene: C18H17orf75
Product: chromosome 18 C17orf75 homolog
Exons: 10
Coding region: 598-1746 (382 amino acids)
Cellular component (GO): trans-Golgi network
Source: RefSeq, a predicted model, not a curated record